Messenger RNA from Toxorhynchites rutilus septentrionalis, 1446 nucleotides. RefSeq lists its product as uncharacterized. Gene Ontology annotation, molecular function: nucleic acid binding. The transcript has 2 exons. The record is from RefSeq and is a predicted model, not a curated record. Gene Ontology annotation, biological process: DNA integration. NCBI's taxonomy places the organism in Eukaryota, Metazoa, Arthropoda, Insecta, Diptera, Culicidae. The coding region runs from base 1 to 1446 and encodes 481 amino acids.
AUGCAGAACGAACUUCGUGCAGCAGAAACUAUCAUCUUGAAACUCGUUCAAUGGGAGUCGUAUGCGGAUGAGAGAAGUAUUCUUGAACGAAAUGAAGAAAAGCCGAUUAACGAAAGAAAGCCGUUGGACAAAAGCAGUGGGAUUUACGAAUUAGUUCCAAUAAUCGACGAGAAUGGAUUGUUACGCCAGUAUGGGAGAAUUGGGGCUGCGAGAGACAUCAGUUAUGACAUGCGCCAUCCAGUGAUUUUGCCCAAAGAUCACUGGGUAACUAGACUGAUAGUUGAGAAGUACCACCGCAAAUAUCGACAUGCUAACCCGGAAACUGUCGUGAAUGAGAUACGUCAAGUCUACAGCUCGUCCGAAUAUUCCGCCUAUGGCUCCAUUACCACCAGCGCGUCUAGCCGUGCGCGUUCGCCCGUUCAGUUACGUGGGAGUGGACUACUUUGGGCCUCUGCUAGUGAAAGUCGGAAGAGCCAGCGUCAAAAGGUGGAUCGCGUUGUUUACGUGCCUUACAGUACGUCGGUACACUUGGAGGUAGCGUACAGUCUGUCAACAUCUUCAUGUGUUUCGUGUGUGCGGCGCUUCGUAGGGCGACGUGGUUCGCCAGUGGAGUUCAUCAGCGAUAAUGGGACCAACUUCCAAGGAGCUGAACGCUUGCUGGGGGAACAAAUAAAGCAGGAACUGCCAGCAACGUUUACAAAUUCAUCGACAAGGUGGACCUUUAUACCGCCCGGUGCCCCACACAUGGGAGGCGCAUGGGAACGGCUUGUGCAGUCCGUCAAGAGAGCCAUGAUGGAUGCGUACGCUGAGGGGAAGUUGGAUGAUGAGGGCUUACAAACGUUGGUCGUGGAAGCGGAAAGCAUUGUGAACUCAAGGCCUCUGACCUACCUGCCUCUGGAUUCUGCUGAGUCAGAGGCGUUGACACCGAACCAUUUUUUGAUGGGAAGCUCGAGUGGCGCCAAUCUACCGGAUACAGCACCGGGUCCACAACAACUGCCUUUGCAAGAUAUGUGGAAUCAAAUACAGCAAAAAUUGGAUCGGUUCUGGUAUCGCUGGAUCGUGGAGUACCUGCCAGUGAUACGAAGACAACCAAAGUGGUUUACCGAGGUCCGACCAAUACAAGUAGGGGACUUGGUGCUGGUAGUCAACGGUAAUGAGCGUAAUUGCUGGAUACGAGGACGGGUAGUUGAAACGUUUGUCGGGACCGAUGGCCGAGUUCGGCAAGCCAAGGUACAAACUACAGGAAGCAUUCUUAGACGACCAGUGGCAAAGCUAGCGUUGUUGGAGGUGAAGUGCAGUCUUGGUGGAUCGCAAGAUGCACCCGGGGGAGGAUGUUGCCGCAGUAGCAAUGGAGUUGGCAACACUGGCAAACAAUUAACGUGUCAAGAUAACAUCGAAAGCUGCGGUGUAGCUACAAAUGUCACGCAGAAUAAAAAAAAACAAUAG